Thalassophryne amazonica is the source of this 1875-nucleotide messenger RNA. It is a transcript of the gene wipi1, whose product is annotated as WD repeat domain, phosphoinositide interacting 1. Gene Ontology annotation, cellular component: phagophore assembly site membrane; cytosol; extrinsic component of membrane. The coding region runs from base 228 to 1550 and encodes 440 amino acids. Lineage: Eukaryota; Metazoa; Chordata; Actinopteri; Batrachoidiformes; Batrachoididae. Gene Ontology annotation, biological process: protein lipidation; nucleophagy; protein localization to phagophore assembly site. The record is from RefSeq and is a predicted model, not a curated record. Gene Ontology annotation, molecular function: phosphatidylinositol-3,5-bisphosphate binding; protein binding; phosphatidylinositol-3-phosphate binding. The transcript has 12 exons.
GCAAGUUAAUAACACAAUAAUAACAGUGCCGAGGAGGUGUUGGAACUCAGUUUGUGUCCGCUUCGUGUUUGGGUUCGUUCGGUCGCAUGUGGGCAGUCUGAUCGGGACCCUGUCCUCCCCGAGCGGCGUGGCGCUUUGGGAGUCGGGGAGCAGGAGCAGGGAAAGAGGGUUCCGGCGGGGAUCGACCCGAACCCAAGGCCUCCGGUCUCGUCGAGAGAAAGGCUCGGAUGGAGUCCCAGGAUGCACCGGACGGCCCCGGAGCGCAGCGAGGCUUCAUAUGUGCCUCUUUCAACCAGGACACCACUUCUCUGUCAGUGGGGACUAAUACAGGCUAUCGGCUCUUCUCCGUCACUGCUGUGGAUACACUGGACUGUAUCCACGAGGGAGUGGAAUGUCCAGAUGUCUUCAUAGUGGAGCGCCUGUUCUCCAGCAGUCUGGUGGUGGUGGUCAGUCUAUCCAUGCCACAGCGAAUGAACGUUUACCAUUUCAAGAAGGGUACAGAGAUAUGCAACUACAGCUACUCCAACAACAUCCUCUCCGUCAGACUCAACAGACAGCGGCUUGUCGUGUGCCUGGAGGAGUCAAUCUACAUCCACAAUAUCAAAGACAUGAAACUACUCAAGACUCUUCUCAACACGCCCACCAACCCAUCAGGCCUCUGCGCUCUCUCCGUCAAUCACGGUAACUCCUACUUGGCUUAUCCUGGCAACGCAACAAUUGGCGAGAUCACAGUCUAUGAUGCCAACAAUCUGAGCACUGUGACGCUGAUGCAAGCCCAUGACAGUCCUCUGGCAGCCCUCAGCUUCAGUGCCAGUGGCUCCAAACUGGCCAGUGCUUCAGAGAAAGGUACCGUUAUCAGAGUCUUCAGCAUUCCUGAAGGACAGAAACUGUUUGAAUUCCGCAGAGGCAUGAAGAGAUAUGUUAGCAUCAGUUCAUUGUCCUUCAGUGCAGACACCCAGUUCUUGUGUGCCUCCAGCAACACUGAGACCGUCCAUAUCUUUAAACUGGAGCAACACAGUCCCAGUCAAGAAGAAGAGUCCCCUACGUGGUCUGCAUACGUCGGGAAAAUGUUCACGGCAGCCAGUACCUAUUUGCCCACCCAGGUGUCCGACAUGAUGCAUCAGGACAGAGCCUUCGCCACUGUCCGCCUCAACAUGUUUGGCUUGAAGAAUAUCUGCGCUCUGGCUACGAUUCAGAAGCUUCCUCGCCUGCUGGUAGCAUCCUCAGAUGGGUAUCUUUACAUCUAUAACGUGGACCCACAGGAUGGGGGCGAGUGUGUCCUGGUCCAAAAACACAGGUUGUUUGACACCAGCGAGGAGCAGGUGGAACAGAAAGAAGAAGAGAAUCCAGACGAUGCCUCACUCCAACCUCCCAGCCAAUCAUACGCUGCCACUGUGGCGCUCCCUUUUACCCCGCCCUCCUCCGCCACGCUCAUAGGAUACUCUGAAGAUGGUGGCGCUCAGAAGGGCGAGGUCAUCCCAGAGCAUGAAUUUGCUGAGGGCCCUGUCUGUCUAGACGACGAGAAUGAGUUUCCCCCAGUCGGCAACUAGUGUAACUGACCAAAUGCCUUCCUGAAUCCUCCCACCUUGCACAACACCCAGAUUUGUUACACGUUUCAAGCAUGGAGGAUGUUAAAAUAUAUGUUCCAGAUGUCUUGAGACUUUGUGGCACUCUUACCCUACUCAGUGUAUCUUUACUGGCCUCAGGUCCAAUCUUACCAGAAUGUUUAGUUGCAUCCUUAUGUUUCUGUACUCUGCAGCCCUUUCAUGUUUUUAGUGAAUAAAUGCACAAACACAUACUCUUGACUAAAGAAUACUUAGAUCAUUUGAGGGUUGAGCAAUAUUUCUGGAAUAUGCACAUGGUCUUCAGAAAAAA